This is a messenger RNA of Drosophila santomea, 499 nucleotides long. RefSeq names its product NEDD8 (gene Nedd8). Gene Ontology annotation, molecular function: protein tag activity; ubiquitin protein ligase binding. The coding region runs from base 142 to 396 and encodes 84 amino acids. Lineage: Eukaryota; Metazoa; Arthropoda; Insecta; Diptera; Drosophilidae. Gene Ontology annotation, cellular component: nucleus; cytoplasm. The transcript is spliced from 3 exons. The record is from RefSeq and is a predicted model, not a curated record. Gene Ontology annotation, biological process: regulation of proteolysis; protein neddylation; modification-dependent protein catabolic process.
UCAUCGAUAGGGUAAUCGAUGUUUUGACAGUCGUACCAACGCCGAAAGUGACAGCCAAAAAAAGAGAGCCAGCUGUGGAGAUUUGCAAAAAUUUAGGAACUUUUGAAUUUGUAGAGGAGCUGCUAGUUAAAUACAGACAAAAUGUUGAUCAAAGUGAAGACCCUGACCGGAAAGGAAAUCGAGAUCGACAUUGAGCCCACAGACAAGGUAGAUCGCAUAAAGGAGCGCGUGGAGGAAAAGGAGGGCAUUCCACCCCAGCAACAGCGUCUUAUUUUCUCCGGCAAACAAAUGAAUGACGACAAAACCGCGGCGGACUACAAAGUGCAAGGUGGAUCUGUUCUUCACUUGGUUCUGGCUCUGCGAGGAGGUUAUUCCAUUCUGAUACCUUGUAUGUAACUAGCGUGUUCAUAAGCAGAAAACAUUCAUUUAAAAUUCACUCAAAUAUAUUAAGCUUGAGAAGCGUCAUAUGGAGAAUUAAUAUAUGUAACCUAAAAAAGCA